AUGAAGUACGUCAUUGAACAUAUGGAAGAGGGUUUCUCCGAAUGGGUUAUCUUGGAGUAUUCGCAAAUCAUUAGAGAAGUGGGUAAAGAGAAUUUAAUAUUGACUUCUUUACCUCCCUCAACCACAGAAAAAGAUAUUCCAUCUAGACUAUCAGAUUUAGGGUUGCAAUGGACUACAAAGGAAUGCGUAGAUAUAGAUGGUGGUAACAUCGAAAAAUCCAAAAUCUGUUUAUUGGAUCCGGCAGCUGAGGUUGAUUUAGUACCUGAAGAUAAUAAUAGUUUUGACUAUUUUGUAUUUGGGGGAAUUUUAGGUUCUCAUCCUAGAAUUGAUAGAACAGGAAUCUUGAGAAGAAAGUAUGGAUUAGCUGGUAGAAGAUUGGGAAGUUUACAAAUGACCACUGAUACAGCUAUCAGAACUACUCAGAAAAUCGUAAAGGAUCAAGUUAAGUUUGAAAAUAUUGAGUUUUUAGACUACCCUGAAAUAAGAUAUAAUAAAUAUGAAGCUACGGAAAUGCCAUUUAGAUAUAUUGUUGGCGAAGAUGGAACUCCAAUAUUACCAGAAGGAAUGUUGGAACUCAUUAAACACGAUGCAGAACAAAGUAUUGAUGAUUUAUUAAUAGAAUAA
Molecule: messenger RNA, 624 nt
Organism: Debaryomyces fabryi
Lineage: Eukaryota; Fungi; Ascomycota; Pichiomycetes; Serinales; Debaryomycetaceae
Product: protein-arginine N-methyltransferase
Exons: 1
Coding region: 1-624 (207 amino acids)
Biological process (GO): peptidyl-arginine methylation
Molecular function (GO): protein-arginine omega-N monomethyltransferase activity
Source: RefSeq, a predicted model, not a curated record